UUUAUUGAAGAGAAACUGCUCUCUCAACAGCUUCUUGUGUACAAACAUACCGUACAUAGUUCCAGGAACUAGGAGCCCUCCUAUAAUAUCUCUUAAUAUCUGUUUGUUGUCGUUGAUUCUUACUGCAAUAGAUGAUGGAGAUCCGAAGCAGCACGAACUACAUUUGGAACAUUAAAGAUGUUCUGGGGCAAGGUGCAACGGGAGCCGUUUACAAGGGAAGACACAAGAAAACUGGCGAUACGUAUGCAGUAAAGAUUUCAAACCAGCUAGGAAUGAUGAGACCGGUAGAGGUGAGGAGAAGAGAAUUUGAAGUCCUUAAUAAGCUGAAUCAUGAGAACAUCGUCAAGUUAUUUGCAAGCGAAACGGAGCUCAGGUCUCAGAAUGAAAUCAUUGUCAUGGAGCUUUGUUCUGGAGGAAGUCUGUUCACCUUGCUUGAAAAUCCUGCUAAUGCUUAUGGCUUCACAGAGGAUGACUUUAAACAAGUGGUUAAAGAUGUUGUUGCAGGAAUGAAGCACUUACGAGAACAAGGCAUGGUCCACAGGGACCUCAAGCCAGGCAACAUCAUGCGAGUGGUGAAAGAUGAUGGAAGCUUUGUCUACAAAUUAACUGAUUUCGGAGCAGCAAGAGAGCUGGAAGCUCAUGAAGGCUUUAUGUCUGUUUAUGGUACUGAGGAAUAUUUGCAUCCAGAUCUUUACGAGAGAGGUGUGCUAAGAAAGCAUGGCAACAAAGCUUUUGGUGCAAUGGUUGACUUGUGGAGUAUUGGAGUUACUUUUUACCAUAUUGCCACUGGACAGUUACCCUUCAGACCCUAUGGAGGGCGACAGAACAGGGACACCAUGCACUUAAUAACAUCAAAGAAAAGGUCUGGAAUGAUUUCAGGGGUCCAAAAGAGUGAAGGAGAAGACAUUGAAUGGAGUGAUAAACUUCCAGAGCACUCCCGUCUAUCACAGGGACUCAAAGACCUCUUGACUCCUGUAUUGGCUGGCAUACUGGAAUCAGAACCAUCCAGUGCAAUGUCUUUUGAAGAAUUUUUUGCCAGGAUCCAGGACAUUUUAUCAAGAAAGGUCAUUGAUGUCUAUUCUGUACACUCAGCAUCUUUCCAUAAAAUCUACAUCAAGCAGGGUGACACGUUUGCAAAGUUCCAGGAGCUCAUAGCUGUACAGACAGGUGUGAGUGCAGCUCAGCAGAAGUUGUUCUUCAAGUAUGAUGAGUUCAAGCCAGAUCCCAUGGCUCCAUCCUCCUCAUAUCCCAUUACUUCUGAUGACAACCUUAUGGUGAUGAUUGGGGGAGAGUAUAUGUCUCCUGAUAGACUAUUACUUCAUAAAAUUCCCAAUCUUCUGCCCAUACCAGACGAAUUCACUAACUGUGAAUCUGAUUCAUCCAUGGCAAAGAUAAUGACAAAUCGUGCAUACUGCUGCAAGUAUGCUGCUCAACAGUACUUCAGAGCAACAAAAGCUAUGCUGGUGACAAUUGAAAGCAUCUUAAAAAAUCUCAAGAAAGAUAUGAUGCUGUAUGUGUCUUUUUGCAAACAAAUUGAAUCAGACUGGAUGUCCCUCAAGCAAAUCUCUGAAGUUUGCUGUAAUGGUCAAAGUCAUCUGAUCUGGGUAUUUGAGGCUCUCUUAUCAAAGCUUUCUGAGCCAGAAGAUGAUCUGCAAGUAAUUUGGGAAGACGUUCAAGACAUAAAGAAGUGGACAGACAUCAAAAGACAGAGUGAAGCCGAGUUGCGUAAGACAAACGAGGGAAUUGACAGAUUCAAGAGCUUGAUUUCUGAUGUGGUUGAGACAGACAGGUUUUACACUUUCUUGGAAACCUUCAGGAAGGAUGCAGAGGAUCAAACGUUUUCCAAUGUGGUUUCAACAUAUGCAACAAAUAUUGAAGAGAUUUACCAGAGCUUUAGGAAAGAUAAACAUCACACCAACCAAAACAGGAGGCUGUCAUAUGCUGAUGAACAGAGACACCUGUUUGACAGGAAGAAGCUUGUUUCCCUGUGCAGCAAGAUCACCAAAGUAACUGACGAGUCCCUGGGGGGGAGGAGUGAGCUGCAUGGAUCACUUGUUCACUGGCUCAAUGAGGUGAACCGGUGUUAUGAUGAGGCUGAGAACUUCCACGCUUCAUUUGUGGGUCAGACACAAGCCAAGGAUGCUUAUCUUCUUGCCUUGCAAGCGUUUCAAGAACAGUGCAAGGUGAAAUCCAAAGCCAUUGUUGAGAAGCUUCAAAAACUGAUUUCUUCUCCAAGUUCAGCUGCGGCAGAAGCCGUUCCAGCUCCAGUGAUUGAGAACGGACUUGCCGAGCCUGAGAUCAAUGGUAUCACACUGAAUCAACUGGGAAAUGAACUUGACACAUUGUCACUCAUUACAAAGGAAUCUGUACAAACAGCUCGGCAAAACACCCAGCAUAUUGAAAGUGUCGUUGGUAGCUUCAUAAAGCUUUAUUCGUCAAUCAACGAUCACUUGAUGAAAAACGUGGAACAAUUGCAAGAAACAAUGGCCGAAGAGAAACAGAACUGAUAAUGGUGGAUAGGUGUCGUGACCAAAAUGGAUACUCCAAAUAAGGUGUUUGAGAGAAUAGCUGUAAACCAAUGAGUGUGGUAUGAUGUAGAUCCCAAAUGUCCCAUAUAUGGUGUUCGAUCCCAGUAUCCUCUCGUUCACCUGGUAUUGGGGUAUAUAUUUUAGUCACGACAGUGGAGUAAUGAUAUGACAGUCGUCACGCAGCUGUUCUGUAAACCAGUGCUACCGCUGGUGUGUCAGAAUCGAGCUACCGAGCUGUCCUCGGUCCAGCCACAGGUCUACCAUGCUUGUUCAGCGCCACAGGCAACCUAAGUGAUGAGUUAAAAUCCAGCAUGCAUCUGCAGCAACUCAUGGCUUUGCCUCUGAACACCAUGGAACAUGAAGAGCAUUAUGGGUUAUCACCCGCGCGCUCAGAUCAAGGGCCUGGAACUGCGUCUGGGAGAAGCUUUAGUCAUUGCAUUGCGUUUUAUGUAAAACCAGUAUGGACCUACUGAAAAAUAACCAUAAACAGUUAAAAACAAACGAGGCUAUAUUGCUUUGAGAAAUCAAAACGGAAUGGAAACCUAAUGAACUCAACAUAGUGAACGUAGAAAGACUUGGGCAGAUUUCAAAGGAAUCGCAAAAACAUUUGGAUGUUUAAGCUAUCAAAGUCGAAUACGUUUCCAUUCUCACUUUAUUUAUCCCAGUUCUAAAUGGUGAUUUGUAUCUGUUGAGUCCUGUGCUACAAAAUUAAACUUAAGUUAGUUUCCAUUGGUGUAGGGAUGUAAAAAACUACUCAGAAACAUGCGAAAAUUAAUAGAAGACAGGACAUAUAUAAGAGUGUUAAGGCUAUUAUACAAGUCUUGCAGAACGUGUUAUCCAUGAUUUCAGUUUAAAGCCUUAGUGAUGAAAGUGUUUUCGUGAACUUAAAUGUUUCAUAGUUAGAUAUAGCUGAUGGAGCAGAGGUUAUAGUUGAAGUUUUGUUAAUAUUUUGAGGUAUGAAGUAAUGAUUAAUGUUAAAUUUCAUUCUCAGAGAAUUCCUCGUAGUUUGGGAAUAUGCGGUAUUUAGAUCAAUCAGAUUGCUAUGCAAUGUUGUGAAGUACAGCUGAACUGACUUUGUCAUUGAGUGUUUUUAGAAACACUCAUUUUAUACAUUAAGCAUUAUGAAAUAUGAUUAAGAAUUAAUUUAUAAUUUCUUAUAGUAUUAGUGGUAGCUUGAGUUGUUAAGGUAAACAUUUCAAAAAGUAGCUUAGAAGCUUGUUUAUAAUCAGUGUGGACAUGAUUUUUUAUCCUUCUAUUGUAGACCUUAAUAUUUCAACCGUGUGUCUUCAAAAAAAUAGAACCUGUUUUUCAAUAGUAACAGUGGUAGAUUUAGCUGUGUAGUAUUAAGGUUUGAAAAGUAGCUGAAGAUUUCGCUUAAAAUCAGUGUGGGCACGAUCGCUUAAUUUUUUUUCGUAUACCUUAUAUUAUAACCGUGUGUGUAAUUCAGUUCAUGAUAUAUUCGUUAUUAAGUAUUUACGAUUAAUUUGUAGUUGGAUGUGAACUGUGCCUCAAGAUCUAAUCAAGAAUGUUGGCUGGCCGUCAGCCAAUAGUCGCCCGAGUUUAACAAAGUCUACUGUUGGCUUGCUGUAAGCCAAUGUUUCAUAAUGAACUUGAAAACAGCAUUUGAAUUGUGGGCUGAGAAACACCUUGAAAUAACAGCUCGACAUCAAUAUUUUUCCCCUCUUGAAGCGGAAAUGAAAUAAGCAAAACUGAUUUUGGAGGCACAACUUAUGAUCAACAUCCGAGAUUCUUACGUUUGUAUUAAAAGCUUAAGUUUAACUGCGUUAAUAUUUACAGUUGAUAUUAUAUCGGUUUGUUUAACAUGUAGUUUAAGAACGUUUACAAUUCACAAGCAGAGUGAAUCAUACAAAAUAGCAAUAAAAAUUGCUUUAAAAAGCACAAGUGA
Orbicella faveolata is the source of this 4434-nucleotide messenger RNA. Its product is annotated as serine/threonine-protein kinase TBK1-like. The record is from RefSeq and is a predicted model, not a curated record. Gene Ontology annotation, biological process: peptidyl-serine phosphorylation. Gene Ontology annotation, molecular function: ATP binding; protein serine/threonine kinase activity. Gene Ontology annotation, cellular component: cytoplasm. NCBI's taxonomy places the organism in Eukaryota, Metazoa, Cnidaria, Anthozoa, Scleractinia, Merulinidae.